Messenger RNA from Octopus sinensis (East Asian common octopus), 1328 nucleotides. RefSeq names its product pituitary homeobox 2. Lineage: Eukaryota; Metazoa; Mollusca; Cephalopoda; Octopoda; Octopodidae. The record is from RefSeq and is a predicted model, not a curated record. Gene Ontology annotation, molecular function: RNA polymerase II transcription regulatory region sequence-specific DNA binding; DNA-binding transcription factor activity, RNA polymerase II-specific. Gene Ontology annotation, biological process: regulation of transcription by RNA polymerase II. Bases 82 to 1203 code for a protein of 373 amino acids. The transcript is spliced from 7 exons.
CCUGCUCUUUCAUCGACCUUUCCUCCUCUUCUUCCACCUCCUCCUCCGCCUUCUUCUUUUCCUUCUUUUACUACUUCUGCGAUGGCUGCCACUGCAGCUUCUCCUGUUCCUGCUGUUAAUGCAUCUAGCACCACCACGUCUACUACCGCCACCACCACCACCACCAUUAUCAACAACAACAACAACAACGCUAUUAAAACAACUUCCUCCUACUUUACUGCCCCACCAACCACCUGCCUAUCUCCACCAGUAAUGUCUUUUAAGUCACCCAGUGUGAUUCGAACCAGUGACUCCAAAAAGAUAGAUACACCGAAGGAACCAAUAUACAAAGCUACCGUAUCGAAAGUUAUCAAAUUAGUUCCAGAUUGUUUAAAACAUGACCUGAAAAUGGACUUUCGCAAACUUCCAGAUCGCUCACAAGAUAUGCAAAAACGGAAAGCAAGAUACCGAACAACUUUUACGCCCUUUCAACUGGAACAAAUGGAGAAAGCGUUCCAAAGAGCACCAUACCCAGAUGUAUUUGCUCGAGAGGAACUUGCAAUCAGAAUUGGCCUUAGUGAAUCCCGUGUGCAGGUGUGGUUUCAAAAUCGCCGGGCAAAAUGGCGGAAAAAAGAAACGCCACGGAAAACAAUUUUAUAUCCAUCAGUGUCGUUUUCCAAUGUCAACAACCCAAUUGUCCAGGAUUCUCAGAUGUUACCCGCAGUGCCUUCUUUAGAUCAAUGGAAUUUCUACAGCGAAUCAUCUCUUGCUAACGGUGUCAAUACACUCCAAAAACAAGCAGCUGUUCACUUAAGCAUUCCCACUCGUCCUAUAUGCAGCACCAGUUCAGAUACAAACGGAAGGGGGACAAGCACCACUCUCAGCGACACGCCUCUAGCUUCUCACCAUUACCAUCACCAUCAUCAUAUGAUGUUUCCUAAUGUUCCAUAUCCCAGUAACUGCCUCCAAACGCAACAUCCUAACACUACUUUUAAACAGAUAGUGCCUCAGCCUUACCCGAUCUUUGCUCAUUCCUACGCUAGUUCUUUCCUCAAUGGCUUGCCAGUGGCAUUUGAUCCGAAUGUACCGAAUGUACUUGGAGGAGGUCCUUAUAUAAUGGCGUCAGGUGCCCUUAUGAACAUUCCAAAUUGUGAAGGAGAACUUGGAGAAAAAGGACCAGUAAUAAAUAGGACGCGUAGCAAUGAUCAGAGCAUUCUGCGUUAAUAUCGCACAUAUAACUAGCAUUGCCUUUAUAUAUAUAUAUAUAUAUAUAUAUAUAAAUCUUUAAGUUGAUAAAGCACAAGCCACAUAUAUCAGUAAAGUUAAAAGUUAAAAAACGAUAUCGCCAC